This is a messenger RNA of Penicillium riverlandense, 1227 nucleotides long. RefSeq names its product PWI domain-containing protein. Gene Ontology annotation, cellular component: spliceosomal complex. The transcript is spliced from 4 exons. The record is from RefSeq and is a predicted model, not a curated record. NCBI's taxonomy places the organism in Eukaryota, Fungi, Ascomycota, Eurotiomycetes, Eurotiales, Aspergillaceae. Gene Ontology annotation, biological process: regulation of mRNA splicing, via spliceosome; mRNA processing. Gene Ontology annotation, molecular function: RNA binding. The coding region runs from base 1 to 1227 and encodes 408 amino acids.
AUGGCGACCCCUGUCGAUGCCAAGCUGCUGAAACGGACAAAGUUCCCUCCUGAGUUUAAUCAGAAGGUAGACAUGACCAAGGUAAACAUCGAGGUAAUGAAGAAAUGGAUUGCCAAUCGGAUAUCCGAGAUUCUGGGAAAUGAGGACGAUGUUGUCAUCGAGCUCUGCUUCAACCUCCUCGAGGGAACGCGAUUUCCCGACAUUAAGUCCCUCCAAAUCCAGCUCACUGGGUUUCUAGAUAAGGAUACAUCCAAAUUCUGCAAGGAGCUCUGGGGUUUGUGUCUCAGUGGUCAAUCAAAUCCGCAGGGAGUUCCAAAAGAGCUUCUAGAAGCUAAGAAGCUUGAGCUCAUACAAGAAAAGAUCGAAGCCGAGAAAGCUGCCGAAGCUGCGCGACGCCAGAAAGAACAAGAGCUAGCCCGGGAACGCGAAAUGGAGGAUUUGAGAAGGAGAGAGCGCACAGAUCGGGGAAGAGGGAGAAGGGGCAGUGGUCGUGGUGACCGAGACUACGACAGACAAGGUCCUCGGAAUUCCCGACCCUCGCCGCCCAGGUAUCGGAGCCGUGACAGAUACCAUGAAGCUCCGCCCCGGCGGGACUUCGAUUCUUAUGUCCCAUCCAAUUCUCGCAGAGGUCGCCGGCCCUCCCGCUCUCCUGCCCGCUCACGCUCUCCUUCGCGGUCCAUCUCUCGAUCGCCUCCGCCUCGCGGACAAGGCCGUGGAGGUCGGGGUAGACCUCAUGAACGCCGUCGCCGAUCCUACAGCAGAUCAAUGUCCCCCGAUCGACGGGUUCGUAGAGAGCCAAGGAGACGCAGUCCGGACUACGGUGAUCGAGCUAGAUCCAAUUCCCGCAGUGAUUCAUCGCGCUCACGUACUCCCAGAAGAGACCGAAACAGACGGCGGUCUGUCUCCCGUAGCGUGACCUCAUCCCCUCGGAAUGACCGGCGCAGGAGACGGUCUUCUCAUGGAAGAUCACCUUCUCGGUCACCCUCGCGAUUGCGAGGAACGGACGUCCAAUUCAAGGAAGGAAAGCGGCGGCGUUCAUUAGAGCGAUAUCACCCUGGCGCAAAAAUGCGACGUGACAGCUCUGUAUCCGCUCCUGAUGAUAAAAGACGCAAGACGGCUGAUAAAGACGAGGACUCCGCAAGACGGCCAUCACACCCACCGAACCAAGAAGAUAAGGCGAGGAAGGAGGCCGAUGAGGUGGAUCAUCGAACCUCAGAGAGCACCUAA